Molecule: messenger RNA, 5210 nt
Organism: Hyla sarda
Lineage: Eukaryota; Metazoa; Chordata; Amphibia; Anura; Hylidae
Product: trafficking kinesin-binding protein 1-like
Exons: 15
Coding region: 944-3262 (772 amino acids)
Biological process (GO): neurogenesis; neurotrophin TRK receptor signaling pathway; anterograde axonal transport of mitochondrion
Cellular component (GO): dendrite
Molecular function (GO): signaling receptor binding
Source: RefSeq, a predicted model, not a curated record
CAUCUUUGUCUGCGCCAUGUCGCAGACAUCGUGCGCCAGUCUGCGACACGAUGCGACAUUUUUUUUCCGACGGACCCGAUGUGGAUUCUCCCAAACCCAAAAAAGGGGCGUAACCCGACAUUUCUGAGCUUUCCCACGUAUUUAUAAAGGUUUCCAACCCGAAUUUGUUGAAUUGUUGUGGAUUUUUUCCCGACAACUCAGAGGAGUUGGAAACCAAAACCAACAAAACCCACGUGCGACAAACAGGAUGCGACAUAAUAAUAAAUACCAGAGAAAAAAGCAGUCGGGUAAGAAAGCAACAUAGACUUACAACCCGAUUUUCUAAGUAAAUGAGGGCCAAUGUGUAUUGGUGUAUGUGACUUUUUGCGGACGUGUUUCUGCACACUUUGUUAUUGUCAUUUCCCAUGUUUAUGGCUCCGAGAUAAGAGCAGGUGGAGUGUCGGAUUGUCAAAGCUUGGAACAUACCAUGUCUCUAACUGAAAAGAGGGGGGAAUCUCCUUACGUUGUUAUUCCCUUCCAAUGCAGAAGACCACCGAGAUGUUUUUUUUUCUCAUAGGAAUGAAGGGGGUGGGUCACUUACUCAUUACCAUCUGAAUGAAGCCCUGUAUUUGAACGCGGAGGGGACAGUGUUUUGUUUUGCUAUCCUGUCCCACCCUCUCGGCAUUGGCGUAGGACUGCCCAGCCAGGUGUAUAUACACAGAAGCCUAGGGUUGUAAAUAGCUAGAUCCAGAAGAGCAUCACAACGUCACACACUGUGCAUAGUACCUUAGAGAGUGCCACUCAUUGUCACCUCCUCUGAUGCCUGCAGACUGGGGACAUCAGGAUAUGACCAGGCACCGCGCUGGGAGCUGCCUGUUCUCCAAAAUACCCAGCAAAGUUCCUGUAGGAGUUCACGUUCCCCAUUGAGUGUGCUAGUUCAUCCUCCACUUGCCAUCCGGCAGCCAUGGAGUUUUGGGAACACUCUUGCAAUCUUGCAAACGAGAACGAAUGCAAUGGAAAUCUCAUCUAUGAUAUCGAGGCGGACUCCAUGUCCGUCGACCUGGAAGUCCUAUGUUCUGAGCGCGUGGGCAGAGUGACCAAGACCUAUCGGGACAUAGACGCUGUGACCGGCCUGCUUGAAGAGAAAGAGCGUGAUCUGGAGCUCGCCGCCCGUAUUGGACAAUCUCUUUUGAAGCAGAAUCAGGAAUUGACAGCAAGGAAUGAGUUUCUGGAGGAACAGCUGGAGGCUGCCAAAGAAGAGGUCUUUCAGCUGCGACAUGACAUCUCAAUGCGGGAAGAUCUUCUCCACCUCUAUACCAGCAACGUAGACAGUGAGCCAGUGUCUGCAACGUCUACUCCGUUGCGUAGGAAUCAGUCUUCUUUUUGUCUUCACCAAAGCAUUCAGCUGGAUACCCUGGAACAGAAGCUCAAGACCCUGGAACAUGAGAACCAUAAGAUGCGCAGUCAGGCCGAUCAUAUACUUGAAGCCACCGAUGAGUUUGAGGAGCAGGAGGGGUCCCUGAUGCUGGAAUGUGUCGAACAAUUCUCUGAGGCCAGCAGACAGGUGGCAUUGCUGGCAGAAGAGCUGACACGAAGGGGAGAAGAUGUGGCCCGACAGCAGGAGGAGAUCAGUCAGCUCCUGGCACAGAUAGUAAAUCUACAGCAAAAGUGCCGCAAUACCUCUACAGAGAAUGAAGAACUGCAGCAUCAUCUGGCCGCUGUGAAGGAACGGGACCUUCUUCUAAAAACAGAGCUUCAGGAUCUGCAGGAGAAACAUAAAGAAUGUCAAGACAUGUUACAUGAAGCCCAAGAGGAGCUAAAGAACCUGCGAAACCGAAGCCUGCCCAACAGCACCAUCAGCAGAUACAGCACCCUGAACAUUUACCCCCUGGAUUCCUUAGCUGCGGAGAUCGAAGGAACAAUGAGAAAAGGCAUUGAUGCUUCCUCAGAACUCAAGAGCUACAAGCGAGUGUUUGAGACUGUCAAAGCUGCCAACCAAGUGGUGAGGACCAGAUCUCGUUGCCAGUCCCCUCAGAAUGUACCAGGCUCUCGAGCUCCCUCUCAAAGACCAUCAGCCGCACCGAGUCGUGUUGGUACUCCACCAAUGAGCUUCUGUGAGCUAGAGGGUGCCAGCAUGGUGCUAGAAGAGGAAGAGACCCUACUACCAGUAGAAGACAUUGAAUCUACUAAUGCUGGAGGAAAGAAGCUGGGCACUCCUGGUACACCUGGAGGCCAUGACUUGGCAGCAGCUCUUCAGAGACUCAGCACUCAGCAGCACUCUCACUCUCCCGAGAGUCUCUUUGAACUGAGGGAACAGAAGUUGCAACAACACAAUGAGACAGCUAGUGGGUUCCUCACCCCCAAUGAGAGUGUCCUGUCCACUGGCACCAAUUACUCUGGCAUCUCUGAGGCCAGUGGCAGUUCAAGUUUCUCUUUGGGUUCAAGGUCCUACCUACCGGAGAAGCUGCAGAUAGUGAAACCUAUUGAAGGAUCAGCAACCCUCCUGCACUGGCAAAAGUUGGCUAAACCCAACCUAGGUGGCAUUUUGGAUCACCGGCCCGGUGUGUUAACCAAAGACUUUCAGGAACUGGAUAUUGAUGUUGAAGAGGUCUAUAAUCUCAAUGACUUUGAGGAGGACGACCUGGAGCCCAUAUCGUUUGAAGCCAUUGCUACGUCCACUCCAACCAAAAGCAAACCACAUACCAUGUUCUGUUCCGCUAACUACCUUCCCCAGACUCCGUCUACGUACACCAUUACCACAUGUCGCAUGUCGCACCCUCUGCAGGACAUUACACAGGUCACAUCCAGUCUUCGUACAGUACUUUCCUCGUGUGGAAGCUAUGAGAGCUUAAGCUCCUUAAACCUUGAACCUCCCAAAGAAGCACCAAUAGCAAACUCCGUCCCACCGGUAGAUGACCAACCCAACUCUGGACGCAACACUCCCUUGGGAUUGGUUACCCUCUUAAAAGAGCAUGGUAUAUCUGCCACUGGAGACCCCAACAGCAAAACCUCAACUAAAGCUAAAGUUAAGCCACCUGCACCCACCGCAUACCCUCCUAUCUUCCAGUUGGGUUGGGGUAGAACAUUAAGAGGUCUAGGCUUUGGAAGAUCUCUAGUGGACAGUGCUUCAGUAAAUGAGACGCCAGAUUCAGGUACUACCCAAAAAAGCAUCUUUAGCAUAAACCUGGUGGAACAGUUACGGAGACUUGGCUUGAACCAGGUUGCAGAGAGGGGUAUUAUUUCUUCUCCAAGGACAACGGAAGCCAAAACGCCUCCAUGCUGAUUCCAUACCGAGUGACUGACCAGAAAAGCAAUGGAACAUCGAAGGACAUGACUUUGCACUGACUUGACUAAUAGGGGCUCCAUAUUCUUGCACAUAGCCUUCUUGAGCUUUUUUUUAGUCUACAAUUUGCUAGUAAAAUAUGUUGAAAUAAGAAGGAUGUAAGGGAGAGGCACUUGAUGGUCAUGCAAGCUACCUUCAUAUGUGUCUCUGUACAUAUUACAAGAGAGACAUCUUGUAUCUUACCAGAGAAAAUGGGGAACAUAUAGCUGCCUAUAUUAUAGUCAGGGGCGUAGCUAUAGAGGUAGAAGUCGCACCGGGGCGAAGAUGUGCUUUAAUUGGCAUAUGGGGCCCUGUUUCAGAUUUUGCAUCGGGGCCCAGAAGCUACGCCACUGUUUAUAGUAUUGUAUUACUAUGCACUGGGCCAAUUUGCAAUUUCAGAAUUGCACACAAAUUAUGGUCUACGGGGCCAUCUUGUUUCCUUUUACAGAUCUACAGAACAUCUCAUUGUUCCAUCAUUGGAACAAAUUCAAGAUUUAAUGUUCUUAAUUCCUCAUGUUUUACUGCAGAAUUUAUUUUAGGACUAAAGACGCUAGGCUGGGGUCUUUUUAAUGUAUUUCCACUGCACAUCCGGACCAUAUUUGCUUUUAAAGGGGUUAUCCACCAUAAGGUGAUUUUAUUACUUACCUGCCAGAACUGGGUAUUUCCUGUUGGAUUUUGUUCUCUAAACUACACAUCCCACAGUUCCAUGCCUGAAAGUUUGAGAUCACUUUCCUUCCUCCCACCCAUCAGCCACCCCACCCAUUGAAACACAGUGUUUUCUAACCAGAGGGCCUAUUGCUGUUGCUAAAUUGAAGCAGGACAGGUUCCCUCUGAUCACCUGACUAGUGAUGUCAGGUAUCGACGCACUGCAACCUGGGAAAUCCCGAGACCUGAGUAAUUUUGUAUGCUGUUAAAAAUAAAUAUUGGGGCGAUAAUCACAGAAGAAUUGCAAGACCACCAUCACACACAGGUACAGACACUAUAUUAUGGACUACACUAACUUUACAGCCCCUGUAGCAUAGUCCAAAACAAAAAUACCUGGAAUACCCCUUUAAAGGUACAAGCAAUAGGUCCAUGUUUUGCUGUAUCCUGGUUCCACAGGACAGAGCUUUUUUUUUUUUUUUAUACAAAAAGAAAUGAAAAUAUUACCGGUCACAAAUUCAAAAAAGAACCACUUCGCUCUCUACCUCCAUCUAUCAGUAGGUCUAGGUACUGCACUUGAUAGAACAUAUCGUCUUUGUGUCUGGAUCGGGUUUUAUGUAAUCAAGGUCUGCCACGUAUUCUUUAAAAUGUCUUAAGACUCAUAAGAAAUGGCAGUGCCGGGUUUGCCCUGGUGCACAUGGGCUGGUGGGAACCCCCUAAUUGUGCCGUACCGGCCAAGACUUCAAUGUUAUGACAAUUGAAUAUUCUUCUGCACUGAUUCUAUGUGACUUUAAUAAAUGUAAGGUGUAAGGUGUGUGUCCCUGGUUGCUUUCAUAUCUGUCAAAUAUAUUUAUAUGUUAACCAAAGGGAAAAAUAUCCUACCCCUCCUGUUUGCUUUUAUAGGAAAUGGGGCCAUUUUUUAGCCAGUCUUUCUCCUAAGCUACAUAGUACCCACAUACAAUACUGCACACAGUCCACAUAAUAUCACCAUAUAGUGCCAAAAUACGGUAAUGUAUAGCAAACAUAAUACCACCAUAUAGCACCCAAAAAUGGUUUCCUGCUUCUAUGGAGUCCUUUUCUUGGAGACCACAUUCACAGGAUACCCCAUAAAUGCCCAGUGGUUGCAGGUUUCAACUCUAGGACCCUCACAAAUCUGAUACCCCUGUCUGCCGAGUCCUGAUCGCUCCACGCAUCAUUUAAUUCAGUAAAAAGCUGUCCAUACGCUCUCUAUUGGCAUUUAUGGCAGCACUCGGCUCUUUCUUUAAAU